Dacryopinax primogenitus is the source of this 775-nucleotide messenger RNA. RefSeq lists its product as uncharacterized. The record is from RefSeq and is a predicted model, not a curated record. NCBI's taxonomy places the organism in Eukaryota, Fungi, Basidiomycota, Dacrymycetes, Dacrymycetales, Dacrymycetaceae. The coding region runs from base 549 to 719 and encodes 56 amino acids. The transcript has a single exon.
CCAUUCGGUCACUCGGUUGUUUGGAGGUCGAUGUCAGUGGCCUUUCCGGGCGAAUACCGAGCAGAUCAGGCUGUUGAGAGGUAUGACGACCAGUCGUUGGCAUCUGCUGGAUAGUUGCAAAAGCGACCCAGUGUUGGUUCAGAAAUUGUGGUACUUGGUACCAACAAGCAGAUCACGCAGACGAACGCUCAUAAUGUUGGGUCGUCUUGAGCGUGGCCCGGUGUGUGUAGCUGUCGUAUUGCAUGCUCGGAAGUAUGAAUGAAGAGAGAGCGGAAGGAAGUGUUUCCUGUUUCGUUGUUUCUGCCCCAGUCCCUGCCAGGACCCCGAACUUGUACUUAUAUGUUGAUCUGUGUAUCUCUACAAACGCCUGCUCAUCAAACAGAUUGUCACUGCUGAUGACAUUGACAUAGAAAGACAGAACUCAGCUGCACGUCCGAUCCUGGCCGAUGUAGGUGUUGGUCGUACUAUACCGCAUCGGUCUGCAUGUGCACCGAUAGUCACGAGUGACUGUGAAUCUUCAGUUCGUUCAUCUUCUGGCUUCAACCUCCAUGAACCCAGAUAUUGAUCUGGUGCAGGAAUCGUGGUCGCCCAUGAACAAGCACCAAGCACGGCUCAAAAGUACUCUUUCGCCUCAGCACCUCACGAUGUCCGAAAUGUUUGCAAGGACAGGUCUAGAUCGUCGAUGCUUGUCGCCCUCAUCAAAGACAAGAGACUGUUAAUUGGCCGAAUGUGGAGCCAUAACUGGCUGCAGCACCUUUUCCAACCUUUGUGGGAG